AUGGGUGAUAUUUUAUCUGGAGAGGAUUCUAAGCAGAAAAGGGAAGAACAGAUUGAAGCAGUGCAGGAAGUUCUGAAGAGAGGAGGUUUUUCUUUAAAAUUUAUCGUAAGGAGCGGAGAAAAACCAUCUGAGAAAGCAAGCACGGAUGGAGAAACCAUGAAACUACUAGGAUAUAAGUGGGACCCGGAGAAGGAUGAACUGUCACCAGGGAUCGGAGAACUGAAUUUGAACAAGAAACUCAGAGGAGAACGUAAACCAAACCUAGAACCAGUCAAGACCAGAUUAGAUGCAGAGAAGGUACUGAGUGGAGUCAAAUUAACCAGGAGCCUGAUAGUUGGAAAAAUAUCAGAGUUAUUUGAUCCGUGUGGUUUUUUUGAGCCAAUAAAACUUCAAAUGAAGCUGCAAACAAGUUCAUUGAAAGGGAAGGAAUGGGAUGAGGUUCUCCCAGCUGAAGACCAAGAGAAAUGGAGAGAGAUUCUCAAGAGUUAUGUCAACCUGCCUGAGAUAAUUAUACCAAGGUUCUGCCUACCAGGUGAAAAAGAGGAGAAAUCAAAAAUUCGACUGAUUUGUUUAGCAGAUGCAGCGGAAUUUGCAGGGGGGGCGGCUGUGUAUGCCGGGGUGGAAACCAGCCCAGGCAUGUGGUCGUGUUCUCUCCUAGCCGCUAAAUCAAAGCUGAUGAAGGAAACCAUCCCCAGGAACGAGUUAUCAGCGAUACUACUGUGCGCAGAAUUGGCUUUCAUGGUUAAAUCUUCCUUGGGAUCAGAGGUAGGAGAGGUGAUUUACUUGACUGAUUCAACAAUUGCUCUGAGUUGGUGUAGUAGCGAAACCAUCAAGUUGAGGUUAUUUGUGUACAACAGAGUCAUGACAAUCUUACGAUUGUUAGAAUGGACUACCGGAACAACGGAAGAAGUUUUAUUUCAUAUAGAUGGGUCUCAGAAUUUGGUGGAUUUACUGACAAAGGAGCACGAUAUAGGGAUAGGAACAGUGUCUAGACAAACCUAG
Molecule: messenger RNA, 1002 nt
Organism: Eurytemora carolleeae
Lineage: Eukaryota; Metazoa; Arthropoda; Copepoda; Calanoida; Temoridae
Exons: 1
Coding region: 1-1002 (333 amino acids)
Source: RefSeq, a predicted model, not a curated record